Messenger RNA from Sander lucioperca (pikeperch), 9375 nucleotides. RefSeq names its product proline rich 12b (gene prr12b). The coding region runs from base 418 to 8451 and encodes 2677 amino acids. NCBI's taxonomy places the organism in Eukaryota, Metazoa, Chordata, Actinopteri, Perciformes, Percidae. The transcript is spliced from 18 exons. The record is from RefSeq and is a predicted model, not a curated record.
AGGGAAGGAGAGAGGAUGAACGCCAGCCCAGUCAUUCCUCUUAAAAAUGGCGUCUUGUGAACAAAAAGAGUGAAAGUAGCUGUGCCGUGCUGUGCGGGUGCUGUGCUGAGCAGCAGCUUCAAUGUGAAACUAGCUUCGCUUCUUAAAGCUGCUGAAGAACGCGGAGCAUCUGUCCUGCGGCCCAUCAGCCACACAGGAGACAAUAGACAGGGAGAUAUAUGGGCAGAGGAGUGGAGGGAGGAGACUGUGCCUGUGCGUGCCCCCCCCCCCCCAAUCGCUCCUUCUCCUCCAUCCAUUCCUCCCAUUCUACAGACUCGUCAAGCGGAGAAAUAAACAGAAGCGAGCACAGAGGAGGGAAGACAUUCCUCCCUCCCCUCCCCCUCACUAUCUGUCCAUCUUCACCCAGUCCUUUCUUCCAUGGAGAGGAAUUAUACCGCUGCAGGCUUCGGAGAUCUCGGGGCUGGGACGGGAUGGAGUUACGACAGAUCGGCCAAGGCAAGCCUCGUGUAUGGGGGCUCCAGGUCGUCCCACCCAGACUCCGAGCUGCUCCACCGGCAGACCUACGGUACCCCCCAUCCCCUCCAGGGCUAUGCAACGAACCACCACCCAGGAAGUUCCAGACAGGGAGGGGCCUGGGGUGCUGCUGGACGCUCGCUUGGCCUCUCAGGGCUAUUUGACGCCAGCCUCCACCACGCCAGCCCCUCGGGUCCUGACCCCUCCGUCAUGAAUCUGAUUUCAGCUCUGGAGUCGCGGGGUCCACAGCCUCCACCCUCUGCUUCCUCCCUCCUCUCUCAGUUUCGCUCUCCCUCUUGGCAGACUGCAAUGCAUACACCGGCCCCAGCGGAGCUCUUUAUUUCAGGGGCACUUCCUGGUUCCAGCUCUUUCCCCUCUUCCUCAGCCCUCUCUGCAUACCAGCAUCCUGGCUCCUUCUCUGGACGAUCUUUCACUCCCUCACUAUCCCUGCAGGACACGCCUACAUUUAGCCCGACUUCCAACAGUUUGCUAUCUCCCCAUGAUCCCCUGCUGCACAUCAAAACACCCUCCCAGGCCAGCUUGGGCUUUGAUCGCUUGCUGUCUUCCCAGAGUGCCACCUACCGAGGCUCCCAGGAGCCCCCGGCCCCUCCUCAGACCCAAGCCCCUCCCACCUCCUCCAGUUGCCACCUGUCCCCUUCCCAGUUCAACUUAUUGUCCUCCCAGCUCCACAACCAGUCCUCCCAGCUCUAUAAUGCCUCCAUGUUCUCUUCCACAGCAGCCCUGCUGCCCACGCCCCCCCCUCCUCCCCAGCCUCCUCCAGAGAGGGCAGCGUCCCGGCAGGACAGUGUGAUCAAACAUUACCAACGCUCGUCCCCAGCUCAAUCCGCAGCACUACCCCCACAGCAAUAUGUCAGCUGUGGGGGGUCAUCGAGCUACCAGCAGCUAGCCAGUCACCACCGACAUUCUGGGGUGUCCUGCAGUCCCCUGGGGGAGCAGAGCCCAUCCUCUGACCCCAAGCCCUCACCACGGUUGGAAUCCAAGACUUAUCAACCUAUUAGCCAAACCCCCUACACAUCCUCAUCCUCCAGUUCCUCAGCCCCCUCCUCAUCUGGCACUAAGGGAGCCAAGAGUUCCAGCUCCAGCAGCGGCUACUCCUCUUCAGGCUCAGCAUCAUCUUCUUCCCGUACUCCACACACUCCACCAUCAGCCUCCUCCACUUCCUCUUCGUCCUCUUCUAGCUCCAAGACAAGCGCUGGCUCCUUGUCUGCUCCCUCUUGCCAGCAGCCCCCAGCUCAGUCAGCACCGGCACCACCUUCUCUACCGGUGGUGUCAUCCAACCUUGUUCAACAGCCAGCACCUAAACAAUGCCUCUCCACUUAUGGCUCUCCGCCUCUGGCCAAAUCCAGCACAGGCCUACCAGACCAGACCCCUCUCCAGCAACAUGCCCAGUCCUACUCUCCCAACCAGCCUCCAUCUACACACAUGACCCAGUCUUAUGGGGGCUUUAACUCACCUCAUGCCCAGGACCUGAGCUCUGGAGCAGGGGGUACUGGAGGGAAGACCUUCACUGCUACAGGCUCAGGAGGACGCUCGUUUUCUGCAGAGAUAGUCUUUGGGGACUCAAGCUUUGGCUCAACCUCUCUUAGGAGGGCAGGCAGUCCUUCCUUAGGGUAUGGGAGUGCUGGAGGAUCAGCAGCAGGUGGACCUGUAUCAGGAGCUGCUGCACUUGGCAGUGGAGUUGGAUCUGCAGGAUCAGGAAGCGGAUCUGCUGGGGUUGGUAAUGAAGGCAGCAGCUCUUACCACCUGCCUGAGUCUAGUCCCUCGCCCUCCAUCAAUUCUACUAUCGGUCGCACUGGAUUGCACUCUCCUGCCUCUGCUCGCCCUGCACAGUCCCCUGGAGGCUCAGGGGCCACUAAAUACUUGUCCACCAUUCUCUCGCCUGCUUUUAUGUCCCCACCACAAGGUUUCCCUGAUACACGGCAAGUGCAGAGCCAGUCCUACCACACAACACCACCUAAGCCAAAAACAGAGACCAACAUGCUGGGAGUUGAGCGUUCCCAAGAUGAGGAAGAGGAUGACGAUGAUUUCAUCAUCCACCACUUACUACAUUCCCAGAGCUCAACUCCCCAUCCUUCCCAGCAUCACCCACCUCCUCAUCAAUUACCCCAGCCGCUCCCACAAGCUAGGGAUGGGGAAGGCAAGGGGGUGACCUAUGACAUUAACAAGAUCUCAGAAGAGCGCUACCACCUUCAGAGUGUUAUUCGUACCAAUAACAUCACCAGCAGUUCAGGUCCUGGAACAGCAAUUGGUGAUGCAGCAAGUGGUUUGAACACUCAGUUGGAAAUAUCACGGAAGGAACAGCAACAGGCCAAAUCAAAGUUGACCAUAUCAAAGUCCACUGCUGGAGGGGUCACUGACUCCCUUUCCCACUCCCAUCAACAACAGCAUGACUCCUUGGGCUCUGUGGUCCAUUAUGGAAGAGAGGACCCCUACGCAAUGCACUCCCAUCACACCUCACACUUGUCCUCACACUCUCAGCAACACUCUCAGCAUCCCCAAAUCUCCCAGCAUUCUCGACACACUGGACACACACAGCACUCUCAAAAUACUCAGCAUAGCCAUCCCCUUUCCCACUCUCACAGCCACCCUCACAUGGAGCUGAAGAAGCCUUCAGAUGAAAAUGACAAUGCCUACUUGUGUAACACACCAGAUGUGCAGCAGGCUCGACAAAGCCAGGUUCCCCUUUCCCUAAUGGAUUCACAGCAAGACCCUCCCCAGCAAACUCACAUGCUGCAAUCUGUCCUUUCUCAUACCACUAGCACUAAGAUAGACCCCCAGCAAGCCCCUCCACAGCAGCUACAGCAGCAUCCUUUGAGCCAGCAGGCCAUGAUGGGUUCAGCUGGAGGAGUAGGGCCUGCCAUGGUGGAAUCCCACCCACAGAACCAGCCCUCGCAGUUGCAACUCCAGCUCCAGACCCAGGUUAUAGAUACCCACUACGGCCUUGGAGUCCAGCCAAGAGAUCAAACCCGAGCCAGUCAGAACUCAGUGUCUCCGCUAGACAUACUAGACCAAUCUCUUUCCCGGACGAACAGCAGAGGUAGUGGAGGAGCUCUGGACAGAACAGGAGUUGGGGUGACUGGAGGGGAGGGAGGUGGUGGGGACAGACAUAGACAGCCGCACAGACUAACACCCCACCACCAUCCCCAACAAUCAGCCUCAGAUCUCCAUGACUUCCUCUCUGAACCAGAUUUAGGCUUGUCCACCCCCUCCCACCUGCACCACCUCAACCAGCCUCAGGUCCAUGCCCACCCCCAUGUCCACCAUCAACAGCAAGCACACACUCACCAUCAACUGGCACACUCUCAAUUAGCUCACCCACACUCCCACCGGAUGGCAGCAAAUAUGGGAACCCCCCAACAACAGCAGCAGCCCCAACAAAGAGAGCCUGAAACUCUGUCCCACUCCCAGUUAGACCAGCUCAAACAGCACCAGUUUCAAACAGUGAGCCCAGUGGGUAAAGUAGGACAAAAUCAUGGCCCGCAGCAACAGCAUCGGUUUGCACCUCUAACAUCCAUCUGCUUUCCAGACUCUCUUUUACACGAUGAAGACCGCACUUUCUUUCCUGAGAUGGAGGACAUGUUUUGUUCAGCUGAUUACAAGUCGAGCUGUGUGGAGAAUUCUGGGGCAGGACAGGCUGCUCAAGAAAGCCUUACCCAGGGCCAUGGGCAGGGACAAGAGGGUAUGGAAGCCUUAAAAACAGGAGGUGCUAGAGAGGGCUAUGAUAUGGUUGGUCAUCACAGUGAUCAAGGCUAUGGACAUUAUUGCCACAGCCUUCCAGGAACAGGAACUGGCAAUCUACACUUAGACCUUGACUCUACGAAGACCCACGAGCUUCCCUCUACUGUGAAUACUGACCAGCUUGGCCUCAUCCAAUCCCAAACGCCCAACAUGGGGCUGAGUUCAGCAGAUCAAGGGGAUGGCUCAGUCAACAAGAUGAUGGGAGUUGUAGGAGUGGGUGGAAGUUCAAAUACAACUGGUCUGACCUCACCUAUAUUUUGUUCUUCUCGACCCAAGAAACUGUUGAAGACCAGCUCAUAUCAUUUGCUUAAACAGCGGCGUGAGCCACAAACUCAAACAAAGAAAAACUAUGCGCAGGAGUAUGAAUUUGAGGACGAUGAGGAUAAAGUUGAUAUUCCAGCUGAUAUUCGCCUAACCAGUCGACGCCUUCCUGACCUACUCCCUGACUUGGUCUCUAGUUGUAGAAAGGCUAGUGGGGCAUCAGGCGUAAGUGGGCUCAGUCCACUGAUGGGGGACAUGGACUUCUGCCACCCCUCCAGCUACUCUUCCCCUGGACACCCUCCACAUAUCCUCCCCCACUAUGGCCCUAAGAAAAGAGGCAGGAAACCAACUAAACCAAAACGUGAAGGCCCUCCUCGCCCACGAGGUAGACCACGCAUACGUCCUCUUCCAGAGCCGCCCUACUGCAGGGGGCUGAUGGGAUCAGUGCCUGGAGAAAGUAGAAGGGGUCGUGGGCGCGGUCGAGGACGAGGCAGGAGGGAGGAAGGGUUUGUUGAAAUGCAUCAAGACAUGAACAAAGCACAAAACCUCGCAUAUCAUCAGCAGCAGCAGCAGCAUCGGCAGCAACAGUUCAGCCAACAGCAGCAUCUCCAACAGCAGGCAGACCUCCACCAAGCAGCACACCAACAGCAUCACCUGCAUCAUCAUCAUCAACAGCAGCAGCAGCAGCAUGUUUCCUGUCCUCACCAACAACCGCAUCAUCAACAGCAUCAUCAUCAUCAACAACAACAACAGCAACCAUCCCAGCUGCAGCAAGAUCCAAUCACACCUAUCAAGAUCAAACUGCCCGUUCCCAGCAUGCCGCCAUCAGAAUCGUUGUUGAGGACAGACUCACUGUCCAGCACCGAGCCAGUUCUGUCUGACGGAUCUGUGGGGUCGGCACCAUCUCUGGGCCUGAGUCCUGGACCCAGCGCUGCCAUGGACAGCAGCAGAAGUGAGGUGAACCAGACUCAAGACAAGAUGAUGAAGCAUCAGCAGAAAGCUGAAGAGGUGACAUGGAAGAAAGAAGUGGACGAUCAGCUGAAUCCUGAAGCCUGGGCUGCUAUGCACAAGCUCUCCAGUUCAGCUGAAGAGAAGGCUUUCGACUUCAAACCUGGCUUUAUGGCCUCUUUUUUGGACUUCCUGAAGACAGGCAGAAAGCAGCCAGGCCUUGAACAGGGACAUGCUGGAGGUGAGCAGGAGUCCUCUCUGAAGGGAGGGAUCAGGCCCUUAUCCCCGACUCCUCCUCCCCUACCACCAACUCCUCCACAGCAGCAGCCUCCAGGAGCCUUCAGCGAAGGAGGGCAGGGCGGGGGGGCCCCGCUGGCUCUCAGCAGCUGCCCCAGUCCCUGCAAGCCCCUGGAUGAGGAGCUGAAGGGGAACCUGGAGACACUGCCCUCCUUCUCCUCCGACGAGGAGGACUCAGUCAGUAAGAACCAGGACCUGCAGAAGAGCAUCUCGUCGGCCAUCUCCGCCCUCUAUGACACCCCGCACUCGUUAGCUGCUGCAAUGGCUUCUGCCAUGGCCAAGGCCCCGCCCACCCCACAGGAGCCGCCACUCAGCCCCCAUCUCCCUGCCAUGCCGCCCCUUAUCCCCAGUACAGAGAACAGAAAAGAGAAGGUGCUCACAUACACACAGGAUCACAUACAGGGCAAGGAAGAGCAACAGUUGGUCUCCCCACUGUCGGAUGGAGAAAACACAGAGGAGAUGGCGGCUAAGCAAGGUGGAGACGAGCAGAAGGAGAGAGGGGGAGAGACUGCAGACGGUAAAGAAAUAGUGAGAGAACCACAGAAUGUGCAGCAGGGAGCCCUGGAAGAGCAGCAGGAGGAGGAGAAAAGGAUGUCGGAUAUGCCGAUUUUGGAGGUUGAAGAUUCUCCAUCAGGACCUGUGCUUGCCCCUGCACCUCCAUCCCCAUCCGUGUCCAUCUCCCCCUCGCCCCCCACCUUCUCCUCACCAUCGCCCCUCACUCCCCUCUGUCUCUCCGUACCCUCCCAGCUGCCCAUCCAGAAUGAAGAUGCAAAUCAAAGUUAUCCUCCCUCUGAGCAGCAGCAGUCCUCCUACCAACCGGCUCCAACUGCAGUGACCUCCCCACCCCCCUCCGCCUCCCCUCCAGCCCUCCCGUCCCCACCCCUCUCCAGCUUUCCUCUGGGCCAGUCCAUUCCCCCUCCAUCCACCACCCCUCCUCCAUCUUCUUCUGAUCAGGACCAGGAACCUGAAGCUGAGCAGCCUUCCCCCUCAUCACCCGUCUCUUCCUCACCCUCUUCAUCACCCUCUCCCCCACCAUCACCUCCAACCCCAGAAGAGGCCCCAGCAUCCCAGCGUCUCACCUCCCUCCACCUGGCGAAGAAGCAGGCUGACGCCGCCAUAGCUGGGGAGAGCGAGGAGGAGGACAGUGAGAGCGGAGGCGAGGGAAUCUUCCGUGAACGAGACGAGUUCGUGGUUCGAACUGAGGACAUCGGGACGCUUAAGAUGGCCUUGCAGACAGGCCGGGAGCCCCCGCCCAUCUGGAGGGUGCAAAAAGCCUUGCUCCAGAAAUUCAGUCCAGAGAUUAAAGAUGGUCAGAGGCAGUUCUGUGCAACCAGUAAUUAUCUGGGUUAUUUCGGUGAUGCCAAAAUGUGCUACCAGCGUCUGUAUGUCAAGUUCUUGGAGAAUGUCAACAAAAAAGAUUAUGUCAGAGUGUGUUCUCGAAAGCCGUGGCACAGAGCCGGUCUCGCUCUGAGACGCCAGUCACUACCCAAACAGCUGCCCACCGUUCACAAUCCAACCCCUCCUCGGCUGGAUCGGGACGACAAGGAGAGACAGAAAGAGAGAGAGCUGAAGGAGCAGAGAGAAAGAGAACAAAGAGAGAGGGAGCACAGGGAGAAAAAAGCGGAAAGGGAAAAAGAGGACAGAGAGCAAAAGGAGAAGGAGCUUAGAGAGAAGGAGAAAGAAAAGGAGGAGCAGAGAGAGACGGAGAAAAGGGACAGGGAGAGGAAAGAGAGGGAGCGACAGGAGAGGGAGCAAAAGGAGAGGGAGAGGCAGGAGAGAGAGCAAAAGGAGAGGGAGAGGCAGGAGAGAGAGCAAAAAGAAAAGGAGGGAGAGCAAAAACAGAGGGAGAAAGAAGAAAGGGAGAGAACAGAUAAAGAGAGAGAAAAGAGAGAAAGGGAGAAACAGGAGAGGGAGCGGAGAGAGGAGAGAGAGCAGAAAGAAGGAAGAGAGACCAGAGUGGAGUUUGCGAGGUUGAAGAAGGAGAGUAGAGGAGGAGAGAAGAAGACGGAGCAGAGGGACCCGGCCGAGCCUCCUCCCAAGAAGAGGAAGCAGUGGCUGCCCUCCUCCUCCUCUUCGGAGUCAGACGACGAAGGAGCGCUGUGGGCUGGGGUCAGCAGCCGGGCCCUGAGGGAGAUGUUCAGGAGCUACGUGGAGAUGUUAGUCAGCACAGCGCUGGACCCGGACAUGAUCCAAGCUCUGGAGGACACCGAUGAUGAGUUGUACCUCCCACCCAUGAGGAAGAUUGACAGCCUGCUCAGUGAACAGAAGAAGAGGUUGUUGAGGAGAGUCAACAUGAGUGUUCAGCACCAGGAGGCUUUGCACAUCUUCCCCAAAAUGAUGGCAGACCCGCUGGAAUCUGGAGCUGUCAAAGUUCACCUUGGUGGGGAGGGUUACAACCGCAAAACCCUCAACCGGGUCAAGAGGAGUGUUCCUAAGCAACAGGAUCUGAAGCUCUCUAUUGAAACUUGCCGGAUCUACAGUCUGUAUCAUUCCCUUCACCACUACAAGUAUCACACCUUCUUGCAUUGCAAGAAAGAGACGGAGAGCAUCGAGCAGGCAGCCGAGGACCCCGGUCAGGAGGAGGUGGUGCAGCAGUGCAUGGCCAACCAGGGCUGGCUGGAGAGCCUCUUCAACUCCUUCAUGGAACUUCUUAGCCUCAGUGCCAAGGCCUGAGAGACAUCCAGCGGCAGUGUGGAGCAGAUGCAGGCAUCCAGAAUCCCAGUACAGAAAGUGUCUGGAUGCUAGGAGUGCCAUGGUUUCAGCCAGAACAGCCACUGUCUGUUUGUUGGAGAUUUAACUUUUAAAGUGUUGGUUUUAAUAUUGAGUCCAUGUUAAAGUACCUCUUUAUUUCAAGAACUGUAUUGAAGACAGAGGGUAGUGAACUAUGUGAAUGUGAUGGAUCUUCCUCAAAAGUCAAGAAGAAACCACAAGAUCAUGUUGGUCAGCACUAAAAAAGAGAGAAAGACACACACACACGCGCUGUCUAUAAGUGUGUAUUAAUUUGGUUUGUAUAAUUUAUACAAGGACAUUUCCAAAAAUGACUGUAUUAAGAUGGAAUUGUUUGCCGUUGUUAUUUAAAAAAAAAAAAUGUUUUAAAGGGAUAUACAUAAAAUGGCCCACCUGCAAUUCUUUGCUUCUAUCAGAGCGCCCGGUGAAACCAUGGGGGGAUGGGGGGGCAGAAGGGAGGUUUAAAAGGACUACAUGAUAGUCUCCACCUGCCUCAGUUAGAAAGCAAAUUUAUUUCAAACUAAGCUGUGUUCUUUCUGUUUGUUCUUCAAAAGACAACGAGAGAGAGGAUUUAAUGACUGUAAAGACAAUGAAUGAAAAAUAAAUAAAGCAUCACAUAAAGCACGACUUUCUUGAAGGAAGUAUGAGGCAAAAUGAUCCAAAAGCAUAAAUGUCAAGUGUUCUAAUGUUAGUCUUUUUUUAUCUGUUUGUUGUUGAUUGAUAUUUCCUAUUAUUUGACCUCUCGGAGGAUAUUCCUGUUUUGACGUGUAAAUAUUGUACAGCUACUUCAUUCUCUCGUUUACAGUUGCUCUUCUGUACAUGAAAUUCCUGUAUUUGACAUAAUGAAAUAAAACGGUUUAAAUGACAAAA